Messenger RNA from Monopterus albus (swamp eel), 1033 nucleotides. RefSeq names its product E3 ubiquitin-protein ligase NEURL3. NCBI's taxonomy places the organism in Eukaryota, Metazoa, Chordata, Actinopteri, Synbranchiformes, Synbranchidae. The transcript is spliced from 4 exons. Gene Ontology annotation, biological process: ubiquitin-dependent endocytosis. Gene Ontology annotation, molecular function: ubiquitin protein ligase activity. Gene Ontology annotation, cellular component: early endosome. The record is from RefSeq and is a predicted model, not a curated record. The coding region runs from base 48 to 866 and encodes 272 amino acids.
AGAGGUGAGCACAUCUUCUCUCAAGACGUAGAAAUUGUCUUUUCAUCAUGGUGAUAGAGCGUGGCAUAGAGAACUCAGUUGAUCCGGCAGGGAAGUCACACAGGUGCGGCCUGCUCUGCCUCGGCCCUCUGACCUUCCACUCUCGGGCUGUCGGAAAAGAUGUCCGUCUGAGCCAUGAGUGUCGACUCGCAGAGAGGACAGUGGGCACGUUCAAGAACGGUCUGGUGUUCAGCAACCGUCCAGUGAAGGUCCAGGAAAGAAUGCAACUGCGGGUGGAGAAAGACAGGUUUAACUGGACGGGGGCUCUGCGUGUGGGCUUCACCACUGUGCCGCCCUCAGACAGAGUUCUGCCUCUGCCCUGCUUUUCCAUCCCUAACCUCACCAGGAGCCCCGGGCACUGGGCUGCUCCUGUGCAUGAAGCUUUCUGCCAGGCAGGGUCAGUGCUGGAGUUCUGGGUUUCACAUGGUGGCACCAUGUACAUCAAAAGCAACAACAGCAAGCCACACAGGCUCCUAAGAGGAGUGGACCUCAGUCAGCCGCUGUGGGCCAUGAUAGACAUCUAUGGACAGACAUGCUCCAUUAACCUCCUGGGCUCAAAGAAAAAGAAGCUGCUUUUCACCAGGCAGUCCUGUCCUGCCCCUGAACUCCUCAGUUCACCUAAUACUAGCAACCCCUGUAGUUUUAUUCCUGAUGACUCAACCACAUAUGAAAUCCCAGCAAAUGACGACUGUGUGGUGUGCAUGGGAAACGGGGCAAAAGUCACUCUGCCUUGUGGCCACCGAUGUUUGUGCGGCCCCUGCUACUCCAGAAUCUUUCGGCAGUUUGGUUUCUGCCCACUGUGUCGAUGUGAGAUCAAAGAUCCAUGAGUGGAGGGGAGGUGUGUCUCUGCCUCCAAGACAGCACGCAGGAAUCACCAAAUAUAAGUGACUGAGUGAGUGUGACAAAGAAAACAUUUUCACUCAAGUCUGCUCCAAGCGUCCUGGCACAGUAGCCCAGUGGAUGGAGAGGUUUGCUGUGUACAGCCACAGUGUCC